Molecule: messenger RNA, 2195 nt
Organism: Phycodurus eques (leafy seadragon)
Lineage: Eukaryota; Metazoa; Chordata; Actinopteri; Syngnathiformes; Syngnathidae
Gene: poldip3
Product: polymerase (DNA-directed), delta interacting protein 3
Exons: 11
Coding region: 106-1461 (451 amino acids)
Biological process (GO): mRNA export from nucleus
Cellular component (GO): nucleus
Molecular function (GO): mRNA binding
Source: RefSeq, a predicted model, not a curated record
AAAUGGCGGACGUGUCUUUGGAUGAAGUGAUUCGACAACGCGGAAUAAACGUGAAUAAACGAUGAACCAGGCGUGUUUGGGAGCUUGCUGGCUAAUCGUGAAACCAUGUUUGGACGGGGUGCAGGAGGGGUUGGCAAGACUUUUGAUGCCCGUCAAAGGAUUGGCAUGAAUGAUGCUCGGCAACGACUUGGAGGAGGAUCAGGUUUUCCAUUGCAAGAUGCCAGAGAGAAGCUGGUUCAGAAAGAUGCUCGCUUUAAAAUCCGUGGCAGGGGUGGAGCAGCAGCAGCAGGAGUUCAGGAUGCUCGUCAGAUGAUCAACUCCCGUAAACAGCAACAGAAUGUGUUAACUGUGCCUGUCCAGAUGUCCCAAAAGACAGCUGUGACACACCAACUGCAGAGCCACACACUUGUGCCACAGAUUAAGAUUCAAGCUACCAACAACUUUGCAGGUGUGAACACAAGGCUGUUUGCCUCAAACAUGCAAGGAUUGAGUGGUAGGGGCGACACGGUCGGCCAUCUUAACAAUAGAAUGGCAGAUGCUCGUGACAGGCUGAGCCUGAAGAGGAGCAUGAGUAGUAGACCGCAAAACCAGGCAUCCGCUCUAUUGCCUCUCAAAAUUACCAAGACCAUUCAGCAACGCCCAGUCGGGGUUCUAGGCGGAAUGCGUCUUCAUUCACAGCCUGUCUCAAAUGAUCAUGAUUGUACCCCAAGUAAACAAAUAAAAAUGACUACUUCUAACAAAAUGCUACAAUCACGGGAUGGUCCAGUAGGCUCCCCCUUCUCCAUGUCAGCACCAAUAACUAAGGUUGUUAAAAAUGAUGCUUACUCAGCCCCUCGUCCUCCCAUCCCCGUUGCCCCCACCCGGCCCACCACUAGCACGGCAACCCCUCGGCCUGCCACCGCAGCAUUGAAGCCUGUUUCUAGGACUCUCCAGCACAGCUCAACUCAGCCCAGCCCAGCGCCUCCUCCCCCUCAGCCUGUUUUCAGUCCUUUGGAAGGAACAAAAAUAACAGUGAAUAACUUGCAUCCCCGUGUCACUGAGGAAGACAUAGUGGAGCUGUUUUGCGUGUGCGGUGCCUUGAAGCGAGCGCGCCUGGUGAAGGUAGGCGUAGCUGAAGUGGUAUUUGUCCGCAAAGAGGAUGCUGUGAGUGCAUACAGGAAGUACAACAACCGGUGCCUGGAUGGUCAGCCCAUGAAGUGUAACAUUCACAUUCAGGGAAAUGUCAUCACUUCUGAUCAGCCCAUUCUCUUGCGCCUUAGCGACACCCCGGGCGCAGUCAGCGGAGCCAAGAAAGAUGGUCUUCCUCCCUCCUUGUCACGUUCUGCAAGCCAGCGAACUUCCCAGCCAACCCCUGAGGUGGACCCUCAGACGAUCCUGAAAGCUCUGUUUAAGUCCACCGCGCAGUCCUCUAACACUGAGUCCCCCAGCUCACAGGCCACUGCCUUCCGCAUCAAAAUCUAGGUUGUUUCUCAUACCUGUUCUUAAACAUAUUGAUACAUCGUCAGCGGUUUUCAUCUGGACAGCCCAACACACACACACCUCCCCCCAACACAACACAGACACACACACGCGCGCGAUUUUACACAUUCAUUGCUACUCGGUUAUACGCACCUUCAUGUUUUUGAUCUGCUAUGUCCCAUGUUCUCCCAAGAUAUACCAGUUGAAACAAGUUUGAGUUUUUCCCUCCUAUGCCAACGAAAUUGGUUAUCGUGUUUGUAAUACUACAAAUUGGUACCAAUGUGUUUAAUCCACUCAUACAGUUGUUCAUUUAUGCCGUCUUUAAACCUAUUUUGGAGCUGUUUAGUUGUAAUGAGUUUAUAGUUUCAACAGAAAAUAAAAUAAUCCAAACAAUUUUAUUACAUGGGACAAAAAGGUUGCCUUCCUUACUGUAUACACGAUAAGGGGUAUUUUAGACCGAUAAAUAAAAUCACCAGAGGGAUGGUCCAAAUCCAAAGUUUACUUUUUAUGUAAACCAAUUUCACUCAGUCAUGAUUUUUUUUGUUUGUUUGUUGUUGUUAAUUAUGUGACAUUCAUCCUUUUGAUGUUUGACUGGCUUUAAUUUGUUGUUCCCUCCAGUAUGUUACUCAGUUUUAUUUUUACUGUAAAUGACUUAUUAUUUUGAUUUGUCAAUUAGAAAAAGACUAUAAAGGUCAGAUAUUGUCCUUAAAAUGUCAUUAAAAAUGUAGCUUUGUAGA